AUGACUGCUAAAGCUACAACCAUUAAAGAAGCCAUUAAAAGAUGGGAGGAAAAAACUGGUCAACAAGCUGCGACAGCUACAGAAGUGAGUCUAACUUUUCAGUGGCCCCCUAUAGAGAAGAUGGAUAAUACCUUGUCCUGUUUAGUUAACUGCGAGAAACUUAGUUUAUCGACGAAUAUGAUCGAGAAGGUAACAGGUCUAAACAGCUUGAAGAAGCUUCGCGUUUUGUCUCUAGGACGAAAUUAUAUAAAAUCUUUUUCGGGAAUGGAAUCACUUGGUGACACUCUUGAAGAGUUGUGGAUAUCUUACAAUUUAAUAGAAAAACUGAAAGGGAUAAACGUUUUAAGAAGUUUAAAAGUACUGUAUAUGAGCAAUAAUCUAGUGAAAGAAUGGAUCGAGUUCAACAAACUUCAGGAACUACCAAAUUUGGAAGAUUUAUUAUUUGUUGGUAACCCACUUUAUGACGCAUGUGAACUUGAAGUUUGGCGCGCGGAAGCAGCUAGAAGAUUGCCACAGCUUAAAAAACUAGACGGUGAAACAGUUUUGAGGGAAGAUGACCCACCUUUAACCGUAGCUGAUAUGCAGCCUGACGGUGGCGAUGGUGUCGAGACGAUGGUCGGCGCGGAAGCAAACGACUAG
Messenger RNA from Parnassius mnemosyne (clouded apollo), 639 nucleotides. The record is from the annotation of a GenBank genome assembly. NCBI's taxonomy places the organism in Eukaryota, Metazoa, Arthropoda, Insecta, Lepidoptera, Papilionidae.